This is a messenger RNA of Papilio polytes (common Mormon), 597 nucleotides long. RefSeq names its product probable pyruvate dehydrogenase E1 component subunit alpha, mitochondrial. Gene Ontology annotation, molecular function: oxidoreductase activity, acting on the aldehyde or oxo group of donors, disulfide as acceptor. The record is from RefSeq and is a predicted model, not a curated record. The transcript is spliced from 4 exons. The annotation marks the transcript as partial. Lineage: Eukaryota; Metazoa; Arthropoda; Insecta; Lepidoptera; Papilionidae.
GUAAUCUGUACAAGGAAAAGAUUAUCAGAGGCUUUUGUCAUUUGUAUUCAGGCCAAGAAGCGGUAGCAGUUGGUAUGAGAGCUGCGAUGCGUGAUGUGGACAGUGUGAUAACGGCUUACCGCUGCCACGGAUGGACUCAUCUGAUGGGUGUCAGUAUACUUGGUGUAUUGUCCGAGUUAACUGGUCGCAGGACUGGGUGCUCAAGAGGAAAAGGUGGCUCUAUGCAUUUGUAUGGAAAGAAUUUCUACGGAGGAAACGGAAUUGUGGGAGCUCAGGCCCCGUUAGGUGCUGGUAUUGCUUUAGCCCAUAAAUACCGGGCUGAUGGAGGAGUGUGUUUCACAUUGUAUGGAGAUGGAGCGGCCAAUCAGGGCCAGUUGUUUGAAGCGUACAAUAUGGCCAAGUUAUGGGACCUGCCUUGUGUGUUUGUCUGUGAAAACAAUGGAUAUGGUAUGGGAACCAGUGUAGACAGGUCCUCCGCUAGUACCGAUUACUACUCCCGCGGAGACUACGUGCCUGGUAUCUGGGUGGAUGGUAUGGAUGUCCUCGCCACGAGGGAGGCCACGAAGUACGCGAUCGACUACUGUAAUAGCGGAAAAG